AUGGCUAAUUAUAAAAGUAAUCCAUCAAAUUCAUUUUUUGCUUUCGAAGAUGAUAUAGACGAUGAGAAAUUUUUAAAAAAUUCAAGAAAUUUUUCAUAUACAAAUAAAUCAGAUAAUAAUACAUAUUAUACGUCACCUCAGGGUAGUUUCGAAGAAAGGAAAGCACAAUUGCUUGAAAGGCAAAAAGCAAUAGAAGACCAAACCUUAGCAUCAACUGAAAGAUCAUUAAAUCUUCUUAAAGAAUCUGAAGAUACUGGAAUUGCAACAGCUGAAGAAUUACAAAAGCAAAGGGAACAAUUGGAAAGAGCUGAUAAAAAUUUAGAUACUAUUAAUUCAGCAUUAAGGACAACACAGAAAAAAAUUGAUGGAAUUAAAAGUGUAUUCGGUUCAUUUAAAAAUUAUUUAACUAAGAAAAGUGAUCCAUUGGGAGGAUCAUCAAAAUCUUCAUCUACUACUACUACUACUACUUCUUCUAAUUCCAUUACUCCAAUCGAUAGGAAAACAUUUUUUACUGAAAAUAAUUCAUCUGAUGUCCCACAAUCUACUCAUCCAGGUUUAAAAAUUAGAGGUUUAGAUGAAACACCUGUCAAUUCAUUAUCGAUAAAUGAAAGAAUUGAUAAAAAUUUAGAUCAGAUGUAUGGAAACUUAUCGACAUUAAAAAAUUUAGCACUCGAAUUGGGUACAGAAAUAGAAUAUCAAAAUAACUUAAUUGAAGAUAUAACAUACAAAGCAGAUAAAGCAGACAUAACAAUCAAAAAACAAACAAAAGAAAUGAACAGGCUAAUGAAGUAA
Molecule: messenger RNA, 792 nt
Organism: Pediculus humanus corporis (human body louse)
Lineage: Eukaryota; Metazoa; Arthropoda; Insecta; Psocodea; Pediculidae
Product: synaptosomal-associated protein, putative
Exons: 2
Coding region: 1-792 (263 amino acids)
Biological process (GO): synaptic vesicle priming; exocytosis; synaptic vesicle fusion to presynaptic active zone membrane
Cellular component (GO): plasma membrane; SNARE complex
Molecular function (GO): syntaxin binding; SNAP receptor activity
Source: RefSeq, a predicted model, not a curated record